AUGCCCUCCUAUUUUUAUCGCAUUUGCCUGGAACUUUUCUGUGAGAAUUCUUCAAGUAACUUGCUUACGGUUGAGGCCAUUUGCGAGUCUUUGAAUCCCUUCUCCAGAAAGCAACUCAACUCCAAAAAAAGCGCCCCAAAUAACAGGUCAGCUCCAACCAGGAUUAACCAGAACUUAAAAAGUAGUGAGUUGUAUCCAGCAAAAGACUACAACAGCUCAGUCACAAACGCUCCCCGUCAAUGUCUACCUGCAGGGGAACCUUCCCGCUCCCACAAUUAUCUGCAGCGAGUCGAACACGCGCCAGUGAACUAUUCUACAUCUGGCGGCAAAGAAACAUCUCCUGCUUCUCCCUUCCUUACGUCUCUAGCGCGCCAGACUUGUGAUAGACGCGUCGAUACCAUAUCUGUUGAAGGCAUCGAUAUGGUUCUAGAGAAGGCUCACCUGCCUGAUCGAAGCAGUGGCCCCGACAACAAUCAGAUAGCCAAAGGGAUUGGGUCAAGGGCAAUUGGAGGUCUCGCUACAAAAGGGAAAUAUGUACCUCUUGAUCACAAGGUCCCCAAUAGUGUGUGGGGUAUCGUUCACCUAUAUCGCGAUGGGGACCCUUCUCCAGAGCUCUGCGGUAACGAUGAUGACCCUUAUUUUCUCAAAGGAUCUUCGGUAGCGCGGAACACGAGCGUGUCGUCUCCAAGAAUCAAAAAGAGCCAAGGGAGUACCUUUGGGGAUGAAAGUUCAGAUCCAUCUCUGUCAGCAGAGGAUUGCACUACUUUGUGUAUUCUAGCCGUUCCUUCGUACAUGUCACCGCCGGAUUUCAUAGGUUGGGUUGGGCAAGAAACAAAGAGCGAAGUCAGUCAUUUCCGGAUGAUUCGAACAGAAAGACGGAAUCGAUAUAUGGUGUUAAUGAAAUUUCGAAGUGGACGCAAGGCGAGGGAGUGGCAGAAGGAUUGGAAUGGUAAGGUAUUCAAUAGCACAGAGCCCGAAACGUGCCACGUUGUAUUUGUAAAAGAUGUCGAGAUCCAGACUCCCACAACGUCACCCGAAGGCCGAUUCCCAGACACGAACCACGACCCCUUCACCCCUCAGGCCUAUGCCAGCACCGUAGCGACCGCCUCUUUAUCUAUAAAACCCCUUGCUCCGCCUACGCCGUCGCUAAUUGAGCUGCCAACAUGCCCUGUUUGUCUUGAGCGCAUGGAUGAAACUAGCGGGCUCCUUACAAUUAUCUGCCAACACGUAUUCCAUUGCACCUGUCUCCAGAAAUGGAAAGGUAGCGGUUGUCCUGUGUGCCGAUAUACACAAGAAGACUUAGGAAAGCGUGCCUUCAAUUUUGGCCUUGACGAAGGACCGGCAGAAUGUAGCGUGUGUCAUGCUGAGGAGAACCUGUGGAUUUGUUUGAUAUGUGGUAAUAUCGGAUGUGGAAGAUACGAUGGUGCACAUGCGUUCGCUCACUUUCAGGAGACUUCUCAUUCUUUUGCCAUGGACUUGUCAUCACAACGGGUCUGGGACUACGUUGGAGAUGGUUAUGUCCAUCGAAUCAUUCAAAAUAAGGCCGAUGGAAAACUCUUGGAAUUGCCUGCCGCUGACAACAGUGCCCUUGAUCCGCCAGACUGGGCCGAUGCUGUUCCCCGAGAAAAAUGGGAGAAUAUGAGUGUGGAGUAUACCCAUCUCCUUACGAGCCAACUUGAAAGCCAGCGUACAUAUUUCGAAGAGAAAGUUGAACGCGCUGCGGAUAAAGCAUCACAGGCUAGCGCGGCCGCCCUUGCGGCGCAAGAAGCUGCCGAAAAAUUGGCCAAACGCUUAGAGGCGUUACAAUGUGACCACGACGCCCUUGUAAAGGAGACGGUCCCGGUUCUAGAAAAGGAGAAAGACCGAGCUGAACGACGCGCAGACAAGUUUGAGUCUUUGGCUCGCAAGAUGGAGAAAGAAUAUCGGGAGGAGAAGACGAUCAAUACCAGCUUAAUGGAACGGGUGGAUUACUUGACCGCCGAAGUCGAGAAACUCAAGGCAGCCAACGAGGACCUCGCUGAGCAGAAUCGUGACCUCACAUUUUUCAUCAGUGGAUCGGAAAAGCUAAAGGAUCAGGGGGAGGAUGUUGUCGAAGGCACGGUUAGCGUACCGGAGCCGUCGAAGGCUGGAAAGAAAAAGAAAGGAAAAGGGAAGAAGUGA
Coccidioides posadasii C735 delta SOWgp is the source of this 2160-nucleotide messenger RNA. RefSeq lists its product as uncharacterized. Lineage: Eukaryota; Fungi; Ascomycota; Eurotiomycetes; Onygenales; Onygenaceae. The record is from RefSeq and is a predicted model, not a curated record. Gene Ontology annotation, cellular component: cytoplasm. Gene Ontology annotation, biological process: Ras protein signal transduction; protein ubiquitination. Gene Ontology annotation, molecular function: zinc ion binding; ubiquitin protein ligase activity.